Molecule: messenger RNA, 1141 nt
Organism: Geodia barretti
Lineage: Eukaryota; Metazoa; Porifera; Demospongiae; Tetractinellida; Geodiidae
Source: the annotation of a GenBank genome assembly
CAUUACUAUCGGUUGUUUCAAAGGUUCUAGAUAAGCUUGCAUAUAACAGUAUUGUGGAUUUUGUUACGAACUCUAUGUCUGUCGUCCAGUUUGGAUUUUUACGAGGUCGUUCCACUUUGCAGCAGUUGCUGAUUUUCUUUAACACUAUUGUAAGCACAGCUUCUCAAACUGAUGUCUUUAGAAAAGCCUUUGAUUCUGUGGCACAUAAUGAACUUCUCUGCAAGCUCUGGAAGUUUGGAAUCACUGGUGACCUCUGGCUAUGGGUUGUCUCCUACACCUUUCCACUAUCAUUUGAAUGGUAAACAAAUCUCUUCUAAAACUGCACAAAAGGAUCUCGGCCUACUUGUGUCGGCUGAUCUCACCUGGCGAUCUCAUUAUCAGUUGAUCUCUUCUAGGGCCUACAAAAUGUUAGGUCUUCUACGGAGAGUUUUCUGUAGUUCUGUAUCGGUGUCAGCGAAACGCUCUUUGUACAUUACUCUUGUCCGUUCCCAGCUCCUUUACUGUUCUUCCGUAUGGCAUCCAUACCUCCUAAAGGAUAUCAAAUGUCUUGAAUAUGUCCAGAGGAGGGCAACCAAAAUCAUUACUAAUGACCAUUCCCUAGACUACAGGAACCGUUUAAUACAUCUUAAUCUGCUACCCCUGAUGAUGGAGUUCGAAUUUGCUGAUAUUAUGCUAUUGGUAAAGAGUAUAAAGUUUCCGUCCAACCAUUUUAAUAUCUGUGAUUUUGUUCAGUUCUGUAGUCAUUCAACUAGAGCUGCCCAUGGUUUAAAGCUGAAACACUCUCUCUGUAGGAAUGACUUUGAGAGGAACUUCUAUUUUAACCGAAUUCCUCGACUAUGGAAUGCCUUACCCUCAUUUGAUAUAACGCUUUCUCUUUCUGCAAUUUGAUCAAAGAUACGAGAAUAUUUCCGGGACCAUUUCAUGUCCACUUUCAAUUCCAACAUUGUGUGUACAUACCACUAUCUUUGUCCUUGCUCUAAGUGCUCAAGGCUACCAGUCAAAAUGCAUAUUUGUGAUUCUUUGUAAUGAUUUGGUUUGUGUUUUGUUUAUGUAUUUUUGUUUGGCUGCUGGCUUAAUGCCUCCAGUCUAUCAACACAGCUAUAACUUCACUUUUCACAGUUUCACUUCCUUUGUCACCACC